Sphenostylis stenocarpa is the source of this 363-nucleotide messenger RNA. NCBI's taxonomy places the organism in Eukaryota, Viridiplantae, Streptophyta, Magnoliopsida, Fabales, Fabaceae. The record is from the annotation of a GenBank genome assembly.
AUGUCAGAAGCAUUUUGCAUUUGUUCACAAAUGAUGAAACUUUUCCAGAAGAUCAUGGUUUUGAAAAACCAUCCCAAAGAAGAGAAGGGCAGUUUUCUCCAUAGGGUUUUCCCUGGCAAACCCACUCCUUCAAUUUCCCUACAUACUUCUUUUAUCCAUCACUCUCUCUUCUUGCUAUUAUCCUAUAUCAUGUGGGAAUGGGGACGUUUCGUCACACUUGACAAGUUUCAAACACUCCCAGCUCUAAGCACCAUGCUCCAUAACUUCCUAGAAACCGUGGGAGAAUCAAGACCGUCCAAACAUGAUGACCCCGAUGGUGGGGCCAAAGAUUGUCCCGUGAAGAAGGGUGAGGUGCCCAGUUGA